Periconia digitata is the source of this 3549-nucleotide messenger RNA. Lineage: Eukaryota; Fungi; Ascomycota; Dothideomycetes; Pleosporales; Periconiaceae. The record is from the annotation of a GenBank genome assembly.
CUCCCAGCAUCUUCCAAACACCUUCUGCCCUUUUUCCAUACCUUCCAACUCACCUGCGGCUUUUCGAGCAAGCGUUUCGGCCGAUUCAACUGGCCUGCCUACUUCGUCAUGGGGAUCGCCGAAAGCGACAAAGCCUUGCGCUACAUAUCUCAAUUGGACGACGCACGAUGUGCCGGACGCUGGCAAGAUGUGCCCGAGCUGUGCCGGAAGAUUGAGAAGCAUGCUCCCCACCGACGAUGCCUUACUUUGACUGCCCGAUCCGAAGCGCAAAUAGCUGCCCAUAGCACGCAAAGACCCUCUACCGCGUCCUCCACAGCAUCCUCCGCUCUCGCCAAACUGAUACCUUCCUUACAAUCGGCCCAGGAAGAAGAAUCGGACUGGGUUCAGGAUGCUUUUCAAGCCACAGUAUGUUUGGGGUGGCUACACUAUGUGCUGGAAGAGCCAGGCCUUGCCAUCGCAAGCUUGCCAGGUGAUCUGAAAACAGUCUUCAGUCAGUUACAGGAAACAUCAGCCAGCAGUUGGACACGAGUGUGCAUGGUGAAGGGUGCUUUCCUCAAAGGUUCUUCACAAGAGAAGACUGGCUUGACCGAAAAUGCGAUACAAUCCUACCGCUCUGUACUGUCGCUACUCUCUUCGACCCAGCCCACUGCUGGAACACCUCAGUUCAAAUUAUGGACGGAACACCUCUUGGUCCGGUUAUGUCACCUUUCUGACCAGACCGCUGACACACGUGAAUAUAUUGGCCCUUCGGAAGCGUUGCAAGCCUUUCGUCUCUGGGCUACAUAUUGGGAUAACACGGCAAAAACACAUAGCACUGAGGGCGCAAACGCGGCCAGGCAACGGAGAUUCGCAUGGAAAGCCUAUUACGACACUUUAUCUGAUAUCCUUCGUCGAGGACUGCCCUACGAGCCAGAACCUACUAUUUCUAAUGAAUACAGCGAGAAAUCUUCGGGUCACACCAACACUAGGCUACGUCAACGUGCAGAGUUAAAGAAAGUGGAGACCAUAUAUGAGAGUUUACUCCUGAAAGAGACAGAGUUUCCAAAAGCAAGUGAUACGAAUCACGAGAUCGUGUCUUGGGCAGAUUCGGUCAUGGACAAUUGGCGAUUUCUGUGUGGAGCAGCGUGGUCCAAUGCAGACUUGGGCGCGGGCGGCAAGGAGGCUGUUGGGAGAGGUGUACUGGAUAUCUUAUAUCGUGCAGCGACCAAGACAUUCCACUCGACACAGCUGCUACGCAAUCUUUUUACUGUUCAUGCGUCGCUAGCUGACUUCGACCUUGCAUUUAAAGCCUACGACGCAUACGUGGAAAUCAUCACAAGAGGCAAGGAUCGCGCCGAGAAAACCGGGGAGGAAGACGUGGCAGUCGAUGACGACAAUACGGUUUUGAUGAUCUCAGCGGAAGCUAUAAGGUUACUUUGUCGGUACGGAUCAAUGAAAGAGGCAGAAAAGGCUGUCCAGAUAGGACAUCAGAUUGAAAAGUGGCUCGAGCAGAGCGAACAUAUCGUAUCCUCGACAUCAGAAGCAGGUUCAGCUCGUUCGACUAAAAUACCUGUGGAACCCAGGGCUUUGGCUAUGGCUUAUGCUGCGAUAGGCAUCAGUCAAGCACAGUGGGCACGAUUUACGUAUGAGGCCGAUGCGCGUGCCGGCAUCCAAGCCAAAGCUGAACUUUAUCUCCGUCGAUCACUUGAUCCAAAUCUCAAAGAAUCUAACAAUAUCGAGGUUUUAUAUGCACUGGCUCUGGUGCUUGCAGAGAAACGAGAGAUCCAGGCCGCUAUCAAGGUUGUCAAACACACUCUAUCCGACGAGACCAAGCAAAAGACGUCAGAAACCAUCGAUGGGGCAAUCCUUGUUGGACAAGCAGUCGAUUUUGGUCGGGAAAGGAAGCUCAUCCCCGUUUGGCAUCUGUUGGCAUUGCUACUCUCCGCAAGGGAGGGCGAUUUUGGAGCAGCUCAGAAGUCCUGUGAAGCAGCUUUUGAGCAGUUUGGGGAUCCAUCUGUUCUAUUCGGCAAAGAUGACGACAGCUCAUAUCGCAGCGAACAUCUCAAAGAUAUCGACGGUAACAACCAUACCAAUUCCGGUAUCAUUGAUCAGAUGGAGAGUUUUGAGAAAAUCGGAGUUCUUCAGGUAAAAAUGACUCAAUUGUCGUUGCUGGAAGAGAUCGAUGGUGUUUCGACGGCGGUAGAUGGCUGUGACGAACUUCUAGCUCUGCACGCUAGAUUGUUUGGAGAUACAAGCGCUGAGACAGUUGUUCCUCCACCUGCUGAAACCCUGAUGCCCCCGAAAACCGCCGGAGGAGGGAUACGCAACAGCAUAUUUCGAGGCAGAGGGUCUGUGAGGGGAGCGCCGAACGCAAAUCAAGCCGGCAGCUCUACAGCAGGCAACUCGCGCAGUUCCAUCGUUGCCCCACAGCCAACAGCUGCACCAGCCAUACAAAUUACCGACGAGGAUUCGAACAACCAUCAUCUUCACCUACUUCACCAUCACAAGAACUCGGAUAGCCAGUCUGGCGUGCAACGAAGUCCUAGUAAGCUUCGAAAGCGAAGCGCCAACAGCUUGAGGAAGAAAUCACCAGUGGACUCGGAACCAGCGCCUGAGGUACCGCAGUUACCAGAAGGCAUCAGCAAUGGUACUGCCGCUCAGAAUAGUGGAGUCGCUCAAGACCACGCUCGCCAACGGUCUGCAUCAGGCUCGGUGCAUAGAUCGCUGGACAACUCUGAUCGUCCGUUGCGAUCCAUACCUCACAAUAUGUCCCCCAAUUCACAACCACCUCCGUCCGGAUACACCCAGCACCCUCUCAAGCAAGACACUCGUCUGCCUAUGCCUUUCUGGAAUGCAGAGCACAUUCUCUCAGAUCCUUACUUCUCCAGAAUCCAGAGCCGCCGGCAAAAAAUAACCCUGCUAGUCUCCAUAUGGAUCUUCAUCUCAGGGCUCUACUCGAGAGCAGGAAUGCUUGGGGAGGCGCAAGAUGCUACCAAGGAAGCUUUCAAACUCGUAGAAACCUUUGAGUCUGAGGUCGCACAAGAGUCUUCCACCAGUAAGGCAUUUGCUGAACAGGGUUGGGGAGGAGGGAAAAGCGUGGAGGAGCUUUGGGGCGAUGUCUAUGCUGCACGAGGUCAGUUGCUACUGUCCCAGGAGUCCAAGCACGAAGCGCGCGUCGAAUUUGAGCGUGCUGUUCUUCAUUUUCCGAGCCAUGCGGGGGCUAUAGUCGGAUUGUCGGAUAUCUUGCUGGACAUGUAUUGUGAGAUGAUCCCUCUGGAUUCGAGCAAAAUUGCGCGACAAACAAACAAAAGUGGCGCGGAAGACCAGCUCUCGCCACCAGUUCUCAGUCGGCUUGCAGCGCGAGAUCGGGCAUACGGGCUGCUUUCCUCAUUGACCAAGCUCAGUACCGGGUGGGACUAUUCGGAAGCGUGGUACGCUUUGGCACGAGCAUACGAGGAGAGCGAGGAGAUGGAGAAAGCGAAGAAGGCGCUCUGGUGGGUUGUGGAACUCGAAGACGCGCAUCCGAUCCGAGACUGGGACAAUGUCACGUUGGGUGGAUUCGCCAUGUAG